ACGGAAUUUGAUGCCAUUCCGGAGGACAGGAAUAGGCAACCUGAAUUUAUAUAUUACAAUAUAAUAAAAUUAAUAGGAAAUUAAAUAGACAAGCGGAAUAUAUCGCUCAAUCAAAUCAUCACGACAGCCGUGUUGAGAUGGAGAGCCGUCGCACAGUAACACGAAGGUCGAGAAAUCAACACACCAGAUUGAUCAAAUUAUAUCUAUUUCGGAAAGCGCCACACGCCUGUAGCCUAGGUGUGUGCAUCCGAUGGUGGGCUCGAGGGCGUUUUGUGUCAACAAACGAAAAGUUCCACAUCAUCGCGCUCGGAUUCUUCCACGGAGGCAGAGGGACUGAAGGUGGGACGCCCCCAUGGCCCACGCCCGCUUCCCGGGAAGGACUGCAAACGUGGCUGCUAACCUGACUUCCCCGGUGCUGGGUCGACCACUGUGCUCUAAUGGGACGCCCUGGAUCCUCUAUCUGUUCGAGCAAUGCGUGGAGAAUGUGUGGGAAUACUGGAGCGUAGUCAUCGGGCUGAUCUCAAUGUUCUGUUUCUUGCUGUCUACUCUACCACAAAUCUAUGAGGCUUAUCGCAAUGGUAAAGUGGAGGAGGCCAUGUCGUUUGGCUUUCUGCUCUUCCUCUUCAGUGGGGACCUCAGCAGUCUAAUAGGCUGCAUCCUGACCAGCCAGCUGCCCAUCCAGAUUGUGACAGUAGUGUUCUACAUAUUCACUGAUCUCCUGCUCAUCUCCCAGUUCCUCUACUACAAGAUAAAGAACAACUCAUCUAAAAAGCGCCCCAUGUUGAAGUGGUUGUGUUUCCUGUGGUGUGGGGCUUCCACUGUGGCCCUCCUGAUUCUCCCCAAGUUCCUCACUGACAACAACACCUCUGCCAACACUGAGAGUGCCUCUAACAGCGUGGAGAUUUCUGGUUAUGCCUGUGGAUACGUGGCCUCCAUAUUCUACCUCUCCUCUCGUUUUCCACAGCUCUACAAAAAUUUUAAGCGACAGUCUACAGAGGGCACGUCGUACAUGCUGUUUGCCCUGGCCAUGAUGGGCAACGGGACUUACGGGCUCAGUGUCAUUGUGGUUCUACCAGCUCUGGCCGGCUCCAAACAGGCCUUCAUUCUCAAACAUCUGGCCUGGCUCAUCGGCAGCCUGGGAGUCCUCCUCCUAGACUUCUUUGUCACCGCACAGUUCAUCAUCUAUAGGAAGAACCACUCCGCUAAAACCAGCAAGAAGAUGAACGUUCCUGAAGUAGAACCUCUGCUCUGUGAAGAGGAGGAGCUGUCCACAUUCUAGAAAACACAUGAUUGAAGUUCUAGAGUGAGAAUACAUGAUUGAAGUUCUAGAGUGAGAAUACAUGAUUGAAAUUCUAGAGUGAGAACAGUAAGAGAUUUCCAGAAAUCGUCUCCAUAAUGCUGAGUGGAGACCUAGAAUAAUCCAACAAAUGUGAUAGUACACCAAUGUUCCCUCCAUUUAAAUCCAGGUGAAUUAAAGGGGGCGUCUUAUGUUUGAGGAAUGUAAUCUCAGUAGAACCAUUCUCUAUAUCUUUGUAAGGGGGCUCAUAUGAUCUAUUCCCUAUGUUUUUCUUAUUACACUAAAGGCCUAUAGGGUGUGUCUCAGUGUCACAUUCCUCUAGUCUAUGUUUGUCAAUGGUUAGAGGUCCUGUGUUUUCCAGGAUCAGAUCGGCAAUACACUCUGAACCGUUCACACAGCAUUGUCGUCUAGGUCAACAGUACAAGAAGGCAUCAUAACAGUGAUUGUUCCUGUAUGUAGGUUUAAAAAGAUCAUACAUUGCACCAAUGGUAGUGUAUCACAUUGACUAUUGAUGUGCCACACCAACAGUAAUCUAUUUUUCACUUGUGGUGAAUUUGUUAUAGUUUGCCUCGGUUUGUUGUAGGAGCAGAUUCCGUUGUAAUUGAAUCCCUAUAUAAGUUGUAGUUGGUAAAUUGCUUGGAGUGAUACACAGUGUUUAGAUCGUGAAGAUGCAGUGGGUGAAGCCUGGUAUCCUGUGCUUUGCAUCUACACAACACUGUUGAACUGAUGAUGUGUGUAGUGUAUUUUAUU
Molecule: messenger RNA, 2047 nt
Organism: Oncorhynchus masou masou (cherry salmon)
Lineage: Eukaryota; Metazoa; Chordata; Actinopteri; Salmoniformes; Salmonidae
Product: lysosomal amino acid transporter 1 homolog
Exons: 8
Coding region: 353-1279 (308 amino acids)
Cellular component (GO): lysosomal membrane
Molecular function (GO): L-lysine transmembrane transporter activity
Source: RefSeq, a predicted model, not a curated record